Molecule: messenger RNA, 948 nt
Organism: Trachymyrmex cornetzi
Lineage: Eukaryota; Metazoa; Arthropoda; Insecta; Hymenoptera; Formicidae
Gene: Mos
Product: proto-oncogene serine/threonine-protein kinase mos
Exons: 4
Coding region: 1-948 (315 amino acids)
Biological process (GO): protein phosphorylation
Molecular function (GO): ATP binding; protein serine/threonine kinase activity
Source: RefSeq, a predicted model, not a curated record
AUGGCUUCACCACGAAGAUUCGUGUCCACGCUAAAGCAUCUAUCACCUCGGCCACUAGAAAGUGCUACGUCAAACAUUAGAGUACGUCCAAGUCCAAAAACUCCAGAUAACAUUCACGAAAAAAAGAUGGAAGAUGAAAAGUUGUCACCGUUCAAUAUCGAUACUCCUAAUAGAGUCGAACUACUCAGGAACGGUCUGUCGAGGAAACAUCGUUCUGUGCUCGGAGCGGGUGCUUUCGGUACCGUCUACAAGGUACUUUACAAAGGAAACCAAAUGGCAGCCAAGAUAAUUCCACGCAAACAAAAUGACGAUGAAGUAAUAAACUCGGAGAGACAUGCGACUAUCCUGCGACAUACCAACAUUGUGAAAAUAUUGAGAAUAGAACAAGGCAGUAGCUUAUCAUUGAUAACAAUGGAACUAUGCGGCACGUCAUUGAAGGACAGGCUGCAGGAAUCGGCACUGUCGAAAGAGAAGCGUGUCUCAAUCUGGAAAGAUAUCGCUAGCGCGCUUCAAUUUUGCCAUGAUUCUGGCGUGAUACAUGCAGACGUUAAAGCAACCAAUAUUUUAAUGGCAGCUAACGGUCAAGCUAAGCUCACUGACUUCGGUAGUUCUAUACUAGUGAAUGAACCGCACGUUUCAAUCAGGCCACGAGGUACGCCGGGCUAUGCAGCACCAGAAGUGCUUCGAGGAGAUGUACCUACGUUCGCUACCGAUAUUUAUUCCCUAGGAAUCGUGGCCUGGCAAAUGCUCUCUCGAGAAGUACCUUUCCAUGGAUUACAUAUGCAUACCGUCAUAUACAUUUCUGUAAAAGGAACACGUCCUGAAUACGAAGCUCUUGAUGACGAGUUUGAUGGAAGAUACAAAGAAUUAUUCAGAGCGGCAUGGUCCCAGAACAUCGCAAAUAGACCCUUGCUCCAUGAAAUAAUCAGUAGACUUGAUCUUUUGUAA